AUAUCACCGAUCAGUGACAUGAUGGAAUGUGGCAACUCGUGACAAUGGUUUGCCUACAGAGGGAAAAUAAGGUGGUCCUCGCUUGACGGCCAGCACACCGCCCUUCCUCUUUCAGUAGCACGGAAGCCGCCGCCUCGGGGCCACGCUAGCCAAUCUUCUGCCCCGCAGCGCCCCAGACCUGCCCCAACGGGUACCGCGAAGGCCGCGCGUGCGUCAUGGUGAGGUGACACUACUUCCCAGUGCCAAGGACUGCCACUUGUGUGACUCGAGAACAGACUAGUUCUACUUCGUGUCCUGGACUUUAAAAAGACAGAGGCAUGGCACUCGAUACCAGAAUGUUUCGGUGGCCGAACCCGAUGUCCUUCAGCGACUUGUGUGGCGAGAACUUUAACGAGACAGCAGAAAAUAAUCCACGGCUCGAGGAAUACCUGGAUGCUUACAGUGACAGCUGUGACACGCCCUCCCCAAGCCCUGCCAGCGAGGAGGCGCCCCCGAGCCCCGCCCACCAGCGAUACCCUCACACGGACGCUUCGACCCCUGUAUAUACUGACCUCUCCAAUCCCGCACAGAACUCCUACACCUCACAAGGUUAUUAUGACAAUAGGAGUUAUAGCACCGAUCACGAAGCAGGCAGAGGACAAGUGCAGCAGAUGACGCAGCAAGAGUUUGCACCUUUCACACCCAAUGACGGCACCGUUACACAGGUUAAUUAUGAAAACUUCUGGCCUUCCAGUGCAGCGACUCAGGUACACGCCCCUUCUCAUCCCAGCACCUACCAGCCAGCCGGAAACACGACACCUGAUGUCCGUCCCCAGGUUCUUCUACACUCCCAAACUAUCUUCGAUCGCAAAUGCCUUAGGAUAAGACGAAGGCAAUCAAAGUUCGUGACUGGAGAAGUAAAGAAGAAGCGACGUCUUCAGGCUAACGCAAGAGAACGGCGGCGCAUGAAUGGCCUGAACAACGCUUUCGAAAGGCUGCGGGAGGUAGUGCCGGCACUUGGAAAUGAUAGAAAAUUAUCCAAAUUUGAGACGCUACAAAUGGCGCAGACCUACAUCACCGCCUUAGCCGAACUACUGAAAAGGGACAAGCUGGCCACCUCAGCGGCCUCCUCAGCAUCGUGUUUACAUUAGUGCCGGUGUAAUGUUCCGUGGGAGGUCACCACCAACUCCAAGGUUGGACCCUAUCUAACCUGGGGUUGAGCGUCCGCCAUGGGGUUAGUCACACGUUCAGAAACUCACUGCUCACCCCGGGGCCCACGCUGGAGUCUGCCACUCAUCCUCGGGUACGUCGCUCACGCUUACGCUCUGGGUUCCACGGUCUUCCUUGCUGCUCUCCACCCAGACCAUUACGGGCAUCUCAGCUUUCCCUAAGGCUCAUUAUCGAUCAUCCUAAAGUUCACCAUCCACUCUCGGGUUCAAUGUUCAUCGUAGACUGCCACCCUUCUCUCUCCUUGGGCAGCCCCUCACCAUGAGGCCCAUCACCUGCCCUGGGGUACACUGAACGCACUGCCAUCCACCACUUACCCGAGGGACUUUUAUCCACCCCAGGGGCCGCCUAUCACCAUCACAGAUGUCAACCAUCCAGCCAAGGCUUCAUCGACUAUUCUGGGAUCAAGUACCCACCGUGGGGCUAAGCGCUCACUGUGGAGACUACAGGCUAUCCUGGAUCCUACUAUCCCUUGCUGCAUUCCAAGACCUACCCUGGAGCCAAUCACCCACCCUGACGUCCACCAUCCACCCUAGGAUUCACAGUUAACCGUGAAGACCAUCGUGCGCUAAUGCACCAGCCCAUGGUGCACUCCUCAUCCUGGUUUCUACUGCUCCAGCCUGAACUCGACCCCUCACCGUAUCGUCCACCAACUACCAGACCGCCACACGAGGCUCAGGUUUUCAGCCCGCACAAUGACGUCCACCGCUCACGCAGUUGACGACUGUCCUUCCUGCAUCAUCAGGGUACUUCUUUAAUCAAUGAUCAUUUCAAAGUUCUCACCGUCGAACCUAGUAGUCUACGUCCACCUCUCAUUGCAGAUUUAAUAUUAUGCCAUUAUCUCAUUGUCACGCUAUUUAUCAGUUAGUUGGAGUUAGGUAGUCGUAGCUGGAGGCGGUGCAGCCCCGCCCGCGGUGGCGGCGCUGGUCACCUUUACAGUCCUUCACCCUCCGGAUUGCCCUUAUAUACGUAGCAUUCUAAGUCAAGGCUCUCACUGCCCUGUCACGACGACCUGUGGCAUAACGAGAUGUGUGAGACAGAGAGAAAGGCAGAGAGAGAGAGAGAGAGAGAGAGAGAGAGAGAGAGAGAGAGAGAGAGAGAGAGAGAGAGAGAGAGAGAGAGAGAGAGAGAGAGAGAGCACAGACACACAAAAAAGACAAAUAAACAGAUACCGACACACACACACACACACACACACACACACACACACACACACACACACACACACACACACACACACACACACACACACACACACA
Scylla paramamosain (green mud crab) is the source of this 2465-nucleotide messenger RNA. RefSeq names its product myogenic factor 6-like. The transcript has a single exon. Gene Ontology annotation, biological process: positive regulation of transcription by RNA polymerase II; sensory organ development; axon development. Gene Ontology annotation, molecular function: DNA-binding transcription factor activity, RNA polymerase II-specific; E-box binding; protein dimerization activity. NCBI's taxonomy places the organism in Eukaryota, Metazoa, Arthropoda, Malacostraca, Decapoda, Portunidae. Gene Ontology annotation, cellular component: nucleus. The record is from RefSeq and is a predicted model, not a curated record. Bases 318 to 1130 code for a protein of 270 amino acids.